Molecule: messenger RNA, 491 nt
Organism: Mya arenaria
Lineage: Eukaryota; Metazoa; Mollusca; Bivalvia; Myida; Myidae
Exons: 4
Coding region: 51-413 (120 amino acids)
Source: RefSeq, a predicted model, not a curated record
GAAAAAGAAACUUGUGCGGAAUAGGAGGGUGUUAAAUAAGUGCGUUUAAAAUGGCAUUGCUGAUAAGCGUUUUGGUUUGUAUUAUCGUCACAUGCUUCCCAACGGCGGAAGCCUCGGAACUCUGUAAGGUUAUCAAAUAUGACACAGUGUCGUACUGCCCCGACGGCACAUACUGCUGCCCGAAUGAAGAAAAGUGUUGUUCAACCAGAUCGGUAAAUACAAACAAACGGGCCGGUGCUGAGCCAGUGCAUUACAAAAAAGUAGAAUUGGGCAAUGGAUCAACACCGAACUUCAUGGCCUUCGAUAUUCGGUAUUUGCUCAUAGCUGGGGCAUUUAUGGUUGUAAUCGUGUGUUGCAUGAAGGAAAAUAUGUGUUCGUUUUUUAGCAUUGUCUCCAAAAGAUCUUGUUGGUGAUGUGACAUUUUAAAUUACGUAAUAAGGCUAUAUAAUUAAUACUUAUGCACGGUUUUAAGAAUAGAUCAGAUAUAUCAU